AGAAAGUCUCGCACUUCACCCCGCACUCACUCCCCGACCCCGAGUCACGCGAGCGCCCACGCCACACGCCCACGUCCGCACCGCCCGGUGCCCACGCGCCCGCCCGAGUCACCAUCUCCGCUCCGCACGCGCAGCAUUAACCCUGCGGGCUACGGCACUCGCACCGCACCGGGCGCCGCCCCACCGCACUAGUGAAGUGGAGCUGGAGCCGCGGAGGCGGCUGGCUGGGCUCGCGGGAGAGUCUAUUAUUUCCAUCGGCACCAUCACGGCAGGGCGGCGCGCGGCGCGCGGCCAGCGGGUUUACAGACCCUUCUGUCUCUCUCGCUCGCUUCCAACGCUCGCGACCGGCUCUCCCUGCGCCCGUUCCCGGCGGCCGAAGCGAGUCGCGAACCCCUUUCCGUGGCUCCCGAGCGAGUCCUACGGGCGAUGCGGGCGGAUCGCGCGAUGGGGGAGGGGAGCGGCAACCAGCGGAUCGACCUGGGCGCGCCGCUCCGCUCGGCGCGCCUCGCCGACGCGCCGACGCAGUACAAGGCCGGCCUCAACUCCGGGCCCCUGCGCCACCCGGGCACCGUGCCCUUCGCGUGGGAGCAGCGCCCGGGCCAGCCCAAGAGCGUCCGCACACGCCGCGCGGCGCCGCCGACGCCCCCGCGGGAAACUUCCCGGGCGCGGCCGGGCGAGACAGGCGGCAGCCCCUACUACGACGCCGUUGCGGAGCUCGAUCUCCAGGCGCUUCGUGGCGUCGCCGACCAAGGUUCCCGGACUGCCGCCGCAUCGCGCAAGGUGGUGGUGGGGGAGAACGAGCUUGCGGUGGCGGUGGAAUCGACCAAGGAUGUGAAGAAGCACGAGGCGCUCCCGGCGGCUGCGGUCCUACAGAAGCAGGACGGCAUAGUAGAAGAGGAAGAGGAGAGGUUCUCCGACGCGCUCGACACGCUCUCCCGCACCGAGUCCUUUGCCAUGAACUGCAGCGUCAGCGGCCUCAGCGGCGCUCUGGACCCCGGACAUGGCGCCGAGCCAGGCUCCCGGGGCUUCAUGAUGGACCGGUUCCUUCCGGCCGCGCAGGCUGUCGCCGUGGGCUCCCCGCAGUACACCUUCCGGAAGGCCGGCGCCGCCGGUGGCACCGGCAAUUCUGGCAGCGGGCACGCGCGCGCGGCUGCGGUGAAGGCAGGCGUGGGCAAUGGCGAGGAUCGAAUGAGGAGAGCGCCUGUCCAGCUCCCAUACCAGCACCUGCCGCCCAAUUACUUGUCCUGCGCCUAUCCAAGACACGAAGAGCAUGAAGAGGAGGAUGAAGGGGAUGACGAUGACGAUGACUAUGAUGUGCAUAGUACCCGGGGGUUUUCAGCCAAGGGGUGUGGUUUGCUCCCUAGCCUAUGUGCGAAAACUUCCUUGUUGCUCUUAAAUCCAAUGCCUGCAAUGAAGCGCGGCAAGGUGCGAGGGCGAGUUAGAGGCUGGCAGUUACCGUGCAAAGGCCAAGGCCAAGGCCAAAUGGCGCAGAGUCCGCUUGCGCGGAGCUCGCAGAACAAGCACCUGGGAUGUGAUUCCAACGGGCAAUCAUGGGAGGAUGUGUAUAAGCAUAAGUUGGAGCAGAAGUAUCUUGGUCAAGGAGAGGAUGAUAGGAGGAGCAAGCUGACAAGUGAGUCGAAUCAGCUUACUUUCUGGAGUGAUUCACCGACUGGGGAUGGAUCUUCACCAUAUUACCAUUCCAUAGCUGGUGGCAUGUCUCCAUAUCGCAGUUAUGCUGUGAUGUCACCAUCAAGUAAACCAAAUGGGUCGUCUGGAACAGGAGAUAAGGAUGAUAAAGCAAGUAGGAGCAAUGGUUCUGGUUCGUUUGGGAAAGACCAUGAUCGAACCUCGUUGGUUGGAUCAGAUGAUAGUAGCUUCAAGCGAUCAAGUUCCAUGAGCUCAGGACCAGAUGGAACAGUGCAUGAAGAUUCAAUGGAUCACCACAGAGAUACUGAUUCAGACACAUGUCACUUGGGUGUGCUUGUGCAUACAAAAGCAGCAUUGGAUGCAAACAUAUAUGACACUCAACCUGGAGGGCGAAAGACAGUUGGAAAUAAUUUGAUUGUGAAAGAUCAAGUCAAUGAUCCAUUGACUGAAAAGAUCGCUGAACUUAGAGAACCCACAUUUCCAUUGGAUGAUGGAAAAGAUUUGCAGCGUAAUGCUAGUCAUGAGUUACCACAACAUCUCGAAGACAAUGAUGUUGCCAAAAAGGAAAUCAUACCAUUACAAUCUCUGCUCCCUUUACCAGUACCCAAAUCACCUUCAGAGUCGUGGCUUUCUCGCACUUUGCCAUCCGUGACAAAUAGGUCACCUCUGCCAUCUUUUCUUGGAAUUCAAGUACACUCAAAGAAACAGGCUCCCUGGGUCAUAACGCAACCAAAGGAGAAUGAUCAUAAACCUUCCAGGCCACGACAGAUAAGAUUUGCAGAUGUAGUAGAAAAACCAACUUCGUUGGAUUCGGAGAUAUGAUAUCUUCUCGCAAAACCAGUAUCUAUCCAUUCAUGGUGUUGCCUUGAAGGCUAUCAAGGUCAUAUACCUCACUGGCACUUACGAGUUCCUAGGAUGUGCCUCUGCUUUUUACAGAUGUGGUCACUUGAUACAGCUGCUGGUUACCACUUACCAUGUUGGUAAUUGGAGUUCACAUGCCAUGUUUGCUGGACUGUGGUCAGUAUGUUUCUCAUGGUAAGCUGGUAGGUGGUGGUUUAGGUUUGGAGUAAAUCUUAUAUUCGUACAGGAUGACUUCAGCUUUCUUCCUUACUGUCGAUAGUGAAAUAAAGCAAUAGUACCCAAAACCAAAAAAGGCCGAGUUGUUGCAAAAUGUAAUGCAUCCCAAAGAAUAAGAAGAUGUCAAAACAGAUUAGGCUUCCAUUCCUGGUACAUUUUCUAUUCGUAAUUGUAUCAGCUGGAUAUGUCAGUACUUGUGCUUGAUAGAAUCAUAGAACUGUAUCUAGUGCCAUAUGUUGUGUCAGUUGUGUCUGACAGUAAGUAUAUUCAGCAUAUUUCAUAUCUAUAGUAAAUUUAUUUGCUACAUUGUUGUCAUUGAUUGACAUCAAGAUGGAAGAUUAUAUAGCAGAAGCAGCAACGUUCCAACUGUAAAAGCUUUAGAGAUUCUCCAAAAAGUGUUGCCAUGUGAUGAGCUCAUGAGCAGAACCUUAUGAAUUGACGCAUGACCUCAACAAUUGACUAUCGGAUGUGGGUCAACUGCCGAAUGGGUUGUAGUGCUGUUCAACUAGAACACUCGUGGGGCUUUUCAUUUGUCGCCUCACAGAUAUUUUCUUGUGCUCUGUAAACAUCAUAUGAAUUCUGUGGGCAACUUAUAAAAAAAAGUAGUCAAAUGUUA
This is a messenger RNA of Zea mays, 3340 nucleotides long. RefSeq lists its product as uncharacterized. The transcript is spliced from 3 exons. The record is from RefSeq and is a predicted model, not a curated record. The coding region runs from base 427 to 2469 and encodes 680 amino acids. NCBI's taxonomy places the organism in Eukaryota, Viridiplantae, Streptophyta, Magnoliopsida, Poales, Poaceae.